AUGACGACAGCGCGUGAGAACCCUUACGAAGGCGGAGGAGGCUUUGGCAAAUUCCGAAAAAGACCUUUCCGGAAAACCCAACCAACGCCGUACGAUCGGCCGCCGACAGCCCUCAGAAACCCUAACCUAAACAACGGCUGGCUCUCCAAGUUCAUUGAUCCCGCCCAGAGGCUCAUCACUUACAGCGCUCACAAGCUUUUCUCCGCCGUUUUCCGCAAACGUCUUCCUCCACCACCUCCUUCAGAAACAGUACAAGAAGCAAGUGACAAACGCCAGAAAGCAGUUACCUUUGAGGAACAGGUUGCAAGUGAGUCGUCUGGCAAGCAACAAGGAGUAGUUGGUGAAAGUAGUGAUCAAACCAACCUAUCCGAUCGAGUUUGUCUACCUGAACUUGAGAAACUGUUGAAUCAGAAGACUUUCACUAGAUCAGAGACUGAUCAUUUGAUAGAGCUUAUGCGCUCAAGGUCUGUAGAUACAUCUGUUGGGGAAGAAGGGAAGAAGAGAGAAGUGGUUCCAUUAGAAUCAUUGCAUCGUAACCAAAAGGAAGAGUAUCCCCAAACUCCUGCACUAGAAAAUAGAAUUGAAAACCAACUUGUUUCAACCCCACACACCACUUCCAGUAUUUCUGUCGAAGAUGUUGCUUCACCUGCACAGCUAGCGAAGGCUUAUAUGGAGAGUAGGCCUUCCAAGGUAGCCCCAUCAGUGUUAACCUUGCGAAGUCCUACCAGGGAAGAUUCAACUCUACUAAAAGGCCACUAUGCUCCAAAAUCCCCUAUUAUGUCAAUUGUGCCAAGGGCUACUAACCAUGCCAGGGUUUAUGAAAAUGGGUUUUUGACCCCAAGAUCUCGUGGAAGAUCAGCAAUCUACACCAUGGCUCAAACACCUUAUCCUAAAGUAUACCCAGCCUCCACACUUAAGGGUGCUGGGGUUGGUGUUGAAGAUGGGCCGUCAUCUUCAACUCAGCAUGCAUUUAGUAAUGGUAUACUCUCUGGAACCAAACAAGGGGGACUGAAACGUAGAAGUUCUGUAUUAGGUAAUGAUAUAGGAUCUUUUGGCCGUAUACGCCGAAUCCGUCACAAGUCUAAUCUUCUAUCUUCUAAAGGAUUGACCUUGACUCACUCAAACAACCCUCUAUCUAUUACUAGUAGUGGGGCUGGUAGUGACACUGCUCAGCAACCUUCAUCUUUCAUGCAGAAGCCUACUCAGUCGGAUCAAGUUAAUUACAUCCAUAGCAAAUCACCACGGGAAAAUGUAGGUGACACCAUGCCUAGCAGCAGCUUUCCUCCUUUACCAUCCAAAUCUAGUGAGAUGGCCUCAAAAAUACUGCAGCAACUUGAUAAUAUGGUUUCUCCCAAAGAAAAAUCAUCGGUACUAAGGCUGCCAAACGUGAAUGAUAAAUCUCCAACAAAGUUGUCAUCUUCUAUGUUACGAGGACAAGCUCUUCGAAGCAUGGAAGCAGUAGAUUCCUCAAAAUUAUUGGAUAAUGUAAAGGAUAAUGAAUUAGACGGCACUCUUAAAAGUUUGUCUGCUAGUACUCAAAAGUUGACAUCAAAGAUAAACAAGGUGGAAAAUGGUCAGAAGCCUGUUUCACUGAAUGGUGGAUUAACUCCUGAAGUAACUGGUUCAGACUCUACUGUCCCAAGAAACCAAGUCAUAUCUAUUGGAAAGUCUGGAGAUUCUUCUGAUCCUCCCUCAAAAAAGUGGGCAUUCCGUAUGAGUGCACAUGAGGAUUAUCUGGAGUUUGACGAUGAUGCCUAUCCUAAUGAAGCUGUGUCUCCUUUUUCUACAUCCGAGAAAGAAAAAGGCUCUACUCCUGCGGCUGAGAAAACAGUCUCUGCUAUUGAAAAACCUGUGCAGAAGACACCACAAGGUUCAUCUGUAGUGACGUCGUCCAAAAAUUUUAUAGCAGAUAGUAAACUUAGUACUGCUGAUGGUUCUAUAGUUGCUAAGGUUGACACACCGACUUCAAUAACUUCAUCUAUUGCUACUGAUCCUACUGUUAAGCCAAAGCUAACAGGUGCUGAUCCUCAAUCAAAAGAGUCCACUAAAACAGCUCCAGUAUUUGGUGAAGUUAAAAUGGCUCCAUUAAAGGAAACAAGUGCUGAUGCUACAACUGUUAAUUUUGGUUUCAACAAAAAUAUUGACAGUGUUCCACAACCAUCAUUUACUUUCUCUUCAUCUGCUGGUGGUGAGUCUACUUUUUUCAAAUUUGGCGGGGCUUCUGACUCAAAGCCGAGCUCCACCAGCUCAAUUACUGUUGCCGGUGUUGAUUCAGUGCCAAAAUUUCUUGAAUCAAAUAAUGCUGAUGUCAAGGCUAGUAUAGUUUCUGAAUUCUCUGCUCCAUCAUUAAAACCAUCUGCAGCAUCUACGUCAUUGACAACAUCACCUGCAAAUAUAUUUACUUUUGGCAACAGUUCAAGUCAAAAUAAUGGAUCCGCUGCUUCAGGCUCUACACUGUCCUCCCCAUUUCUACCUGUGGUUUCAAAUAGUCUUACAAGUCAGAAUAUGUUCAGUACCUCAUCCCUUGCCACAAGCAGCAGCAGCAUUAGUGCCACUGCUACUUCCACCACUAGCAUGACAGCCAGCACCCCGGUUGUUAAUGCGUCCAGCACUAGCUGUUCCUCUACCUCUGUGAUGACGUCUUUAUCUCCAACAACUUCCCUUUUCAAAUUUGGAUCCACCCCUUUACCAUCAACAAGUUUACCUGUUUCAUCUUCUCACUCAGAACCCGUGGAAACCAAGAUCGGACAGAAUGCUGGAAUCGGUAAAAUUGAAAGCACUUCCUUUGGAAGCUCUUCUGCUGCUGUUGGAAAUGCCGGGAAUGGCAUUUUUGGGCUAAGUUCAUUGGCAACAUCUGCAAAUAGCCAGUCCCAGACACAGGGUUCUGUCUUUGGCACUAUAAGUGGGUCUACCAUUGGUACUUUGGCACCUAGUGCUACCGGUGGGUUUGCAACUUCAACUCAGAGUCAGUCUGUGGCAUUUGGUUCAUCUGCACCAUCCCCGUUGUUUGGGUUGACUGGAAGUUCAUCGCUCUCUUCUUCAACUCCUGCAACAAAUAUUUUUAGCUCUGGUACGACGGCUGGACAAAGCACCCCUGCUUCUUCUUUGGAAGCCAACCCUGUUAGCUCUAAUAAUGGCACAAAUUCUACCUUAUUUGGGGUUCCUAGUUGGCAGCCGAGCAAGUCGUCUCCAUUUGGCACCCCCUUUAGUUCAUCAUCAUCGUCUUCAUCUACCUCUGUGUUUUCCUUUGGAACAUCCGCUCCUUCUGUUGCUUCCACCAGCUCUCCCAUGGUAUUUGGAUCAUCUACAGGUGCAUCAGGUUCUCAAUUCUCAUUCACUUCAGCUGCAGCCACUACCAAUACGCAGCCUGCUUUUGGAAAUUCUAGUCCCGUCUUUGCAUUUGGUUCAGCUUCUGUUAAUAAUGAUCAGAUGAGCAUGGAAGACAGUAUGGCUGAGGACACAGUUCAAGCAACUCAACCCGUCACUCCUGUCACUCCUGUAUUUGGUCAGCAACCAGCCCAAUCUCAAUCAAAUUUUGUAUUUGGAGCACCGACUCCUACUGGAGCUAGCCCUUUCCAGUUUGGGGGUCAACAGAAUAUUGCUCCACAGAAUCCAUCUCCAUUUCAGGCUUCUGGCAGUCUAGAAUUUAAUGCGGGAGGGAGUUUCUCAUUGGGCACUGGUGGUGUUGAUAAGUCUGGUCGAAAGCAUAUUAAAAUUAAACACAGGCAGCGUAAGAAGUAA
Messenger RNA from Vicia faba (fava bean), 3741 nucleotides. NCBI's taxonomy places the organism in Eukaryota, Viridiplantae, Streptophyta, Magnoliopsida, Fabales, Fabaceae. The record is from the annotation of a GenBank genome assembly.